Messenger RNA from Closterium sp. NIES-65, 1839 nucleotides. Lineage: Eukaryota; Viridiplantae; Streptophyta; Zygnematophyceae; Desmidiales; Closteriaceae. The record is from the annotation of a GenBank genome assembly.
AUGGACGUGGACAUGGACGUGGACGUGGACAUGGACGUGGACGUGGACGUGGACGUGGACAUGGACGUGGACAUGGACGUGGACGUGGACGUGGACGUGGACGUGGACAUGGACGUGGACGUGGAGGACUUGGACGUGGACAUGGACGUGGACGUGGACGUGGACGUGGACAUGGACGUGGACGUGGACGUGGACGUGGACGUGGACGUGGACGUGGACGUGGACGUGGACGUGGACGGGGACAUGGACGUGGACGUGGACGUGGACGUGGACGUGGACGUGGACGUGGACGUGGAGGUGGACGUGGACGUAGACGUGGAGGACGUGGACGUGGACGUGGACGUGGACGUGGACGUGGAGGUGGACGUGGACAUGGACGUGGACGUGGACGUGGACAUGGACGUGGACGUGGACGUGGACGUGGACGUGGACGUGGACGUGGACCUGGACGUGGACGUGGUCGUGGACGUGGACGUGGACCUGGAUGUGGACGUGGUCGUGGACGUGGACCUGGACGUGGACGUGGACGUGGACGUGGACCUGGACGUGGACGUGGACGUGGACGUGGACGUGGACUUGGACGUGGACGUGGACGUGGACGUGGACGUGGACAGGGACGUGGACGUGGACGUGGUCAUGGACGUGGACGUGGUCGUGGACGUGGACGUGGACGUGGACGUGGUCGUGGACGUGGUCGUGGACGUCGACGUGGACGUGGACGUGGACGUGGUCGUGGACGUGGACGUGGACGUGGACGUGGACGUGGACGUGGACGUGGACGUGGACGUGGUCGUGGACGUGGACGUGGUCGUGGACGUGGACGUGGACGUGGUCGUGGACGUGGUCGUGGACGUGGACGUGGACGUGGACUUGGACGUGGACGUGGACGUGGACGUGGACAUGGACGUGGACGUGGACGUGGACGUGGACAUUGUCGUGGACAUCGAGGUGGACGUGGACAUGGACGUGGACAUGGACUUGGACGUGGACGUGGAGGUGGACGUGGACGUGGACGUGGACGUGGAGGACUUGGACGUGGACGUGGACGUGGACGUGGACGUGGACGGGGACGUGGACGGGGACGUGGACGUGGACGUGGACGUGGACGUGGACGUGGACGUGGACGUGGACGUGGAGGUGGACGUGGACGUGGACGUGGACGUGGACGUGGACGUGGACGUGGACGUGGACGUGGACGUGGACGUGGUCGUGGACAUGGACGUGGACGUGGACGUGGACGUGGACAGGGACGUGGACGUGGACGUGGACAGGGACGUGGUCGUGGACGUGGUCGUGGACGUGGACGUGGACGUGGACGUGGACGUGGACGUGGUCGUGGACGUGGACGUGGACGUGGACGUGACGUGGACGUGGUCGUGGUCGUGGUCGUGGACGUGGACGUGGACGUGGACGUGGACGUGGACGUGGACGUGGACGUGGACGUGGACGUGGUCGUGGACGUGGACGUGGACAUGGACGUGGACGUGGACGUGGACGUGGACGUGGACGUGGAGGUGGACGUGGACGUGGACGUGGACGUGGACGUGGACGUGGACGUGGACGUGGACGUGGACGUGGACGUGGUGCGUGGACAUGGACGUGGACGUGGACGUGGACGUGGACAGGGACGUGGACGUGGACGUGGACAGGGACGUGGACAGGGACGUGGUCGUGGACGUGGUCGUGGACGUGGACGUGGACGUGGACGUGGACGUGGACGUGGACGUGGUCGUGGACGUGGACGUGGACGUGGACGUGGACGUGGACGUGGACGUGGUCGUGGACGUGGUCGUGGGGACGUGGACGUGGACGUGGACGUGGACGUGGACGUGGACGUGA